CUGCAAGAACAAGGUAUCCGCUGCAGAUUAUGCAGCACUCACUCAGCUUUAAUUACAGUACUUAUACAAAAUCUGUUAGUUUUUUUUGAUAAAGGACAAGUUGUGUAUAUGAUUUAGUUAUUUGGUCUCCACCUUUGGUCGUAUCGUCAGUUCAUCCUGAAUCUGAAAACAUGCACAAAAAAUAAGUGCGAGAUGUCACACAGCAAAAUUGACUCCCGCAAACAGUUCAUCCUUACCACGGGUGGGAACUACUUCGGUCUGAAGCCGUCAUCAUCCCUGGAUCGAUGUGAUGAACUAAACAAUUUUUUAGAUGAUGGCAACGAAUUCGUGCUUGCUGUCAACAAACAUGGGAAUGACCUUUGCUUGUCAAACAAGAUUGAGGCCGGGGACAGCAGUGAGAAGGUUCUAGUUUUCUUUAAGCUGCGUCCCACAGUGAUUACAGAAGAGAAUCUGCACCAGAAUGUCCUGGUGUCCUCCAUGCUGGAGUCUCCCAUCAAUACCCUCUAUCAGGCGGUGCGACAGGUGUUUGCUCCUAUGCUGCUAAAGGAUGAGCAUUGGAGCUCCGCAUUUGACCCUAAGCUUGCAGGCCUGCUGAGUGAGCUGGAGCAGGGCCUGGGCUCUGUGGUCCGCAUGGCUGGAACAGACCAUACCGGCAAGAGGAGUCAGAGAGAGGACAAUGUCCUGGGUAUCCUGACCCCGAUGGAUGAGUUCCAGUACUGGACUGAUCUCUCUGAGACCGGGGAGAAUAGCACUGUGAGAGAGAGGGCCGCACACUUCUCAGAGCUCUUCAAGCCCAUCAAGAAAGAGUACAUUGGCCUGGAUGGUGUGUGUCUUUCUGAUGCUGUGGAGCUGGUGGAGCUGAGCAGGGACACUCUGGAUGACAUUUGGAGGCAGAAUGACCAUGAUCCCUACUCUGAAACACGCAUGCUUAGACUGAUGGAUGUCAUCGGCGAUGCACUGGGCAGGUACUUGCAGAAGAAGCUGAGUGGUGUGAAACUCUUUGAGGACCCAUUCCUCUCUGUGAGAGAGAGUCUGAGAGUGGGUGUGAUCAUCUGUGAACAGUGGGUGUCGGCCUGUGAGCACCUGAGUGGACAGGUGUGGAAGAGAUACACCCCUUACUCUUGGAAGGGAGACGUGCACCGCCCCCAGGCCCUGCACAGCCUGGCUCAGAGACUGGAUGAGGUGAUCACAAUCCGUACGGUCCACGAGAAGCUGCUUCGUCUGCUGCCGGGAGGGAACCAGCAGGCUCUGGCCUCGGCUAGCAUCUUCGAACCUUUCUCUGGCCUAAACCCUCUACAUUACAACCCCUACACUGAGCCUCUGUGGAGGGCAGCAGUAGCCCAGUUUGAGCGAGCUAUCGGCCCAGCAGAGCAGGAGGUUGCAUGCAGACUGAAGGCGUACAUUGCAGAUGUACAGGACAACCCACAGCAGCUCCUGCAGGUAUUUCAGAAGCACAAGGAGCUGAUAAAACGAGCCACCGUCAGGAAGGAGUUGCAGUCCGAGAGAGAGACCCUGCUGGCCAGGUUGCUGGAGUAUGUCAAGGGUCUAAAGACGGACUAUGAGGGUCGUUGCCAUGGAACGCCCGGGGAGAAGUCUGGCCCCCUGGCUGGCCGGAACCUUCCGGAGGUUGUCAACAACAUUGUGUGGGUCCGCCAGCUGCUUCAUAAGGUGGAGGACUCUAUUAAGAUAUCAGAGGUUCUUCUGUCAGACUUGACAGGAUUUCACUCAUUCUUGCGGUUCUGUGACGACCUGCUCGAGGUUCUUCAGGCUUACGAACAGGAACAAUUUGACGACUGGUCCAGAGACAUACUCUCUAGCCUCUCUGACCCAAAGUCAGGCAUCAGUCUUCAGGCUAGUAACCGUGUGAUGGAACUGGACCACAUCGAUGGGAAGCUGAAGAUCCAGUACUCCGACCGUCUGGUGAUGCUGUUGAGGGAGGUCAGGCAGCUGUCAGCCCUGGGCUUCCCCAUCCCUGCCAGAAUCCAGCAGGCUGCCAACACCGCCGACAAGUUCUACAGACAGGCCAUUAUCCUCAAACAGGUGGCCCAUUUCUACAACACCAUCGACCAGCAGAUGAUCCCUUCUCAGAGACCCAUGAUGCUUAACUACGCCCUGGCCUUCGAGCAGGUCAUCAAGCAGAACCCGCGCUCCCAGUCCAAAGAGUCUGGCGGGAAGGUGCAGAUCACCUGGGAUAAUCCUAAAGAGCUCGAGGUGUACAUCGGAAGAUUACAAUCGGUCGCAGAAAGACUCUCCACCGAGAACCGUAAACUGAGGCGGUGGCACACGGACUUCACUGAGAAGGUGGUGAACUUGAUGAGCGUGGACCUGCUGAGACAGCAGCAGCGCUGGAAGGAUGGACUGCAGGAGUUACGCACAGGGUUUGCUACUCUGGAGGCACAGGGCUUCAGUUUGGGGGACAUGAAGGCCUGGAGGCAGCACUGGAACCACCAGCUGUACAAGGCUUUAGAACACCAGUACCAGACGGGCCUGGAGGCCCUCAACAAGAACCUGCCAGAAAUACACAUUGACCUGACCUUCAAGCAGGGUCGUCUGCAGUUCCGUCCCCCAUUUGAGGAGGUGAGGGCCAAAUACUUCAGGGAGAUGAAGAGGUUCAUCUCUAUCCCCAACCAGUUUAAAGGAGUCAGUGCCCUGGGGGAGGAGCUCAUCUUCAGCGUCAUGAUUGACAGGAAUGCUUCAGGCUUCCUUACCAUCUUCGGCAAGGCAGAGGACCUUUUCAGUCGGCUGCUGGGGGUUCAGGAUAAGUUUAAGGAGUGGGUGGUGUUGGGCCAGGUGGACAUGGAGGUGUUGGUGGAGAAGCACCUGUCAUCUGUCCAGGAUUGGGAGAAGAACUUAAAGGCCAUAAAGGCCCGGGGGAAAGAGUCAGAACGACUGCCCAGUCUGGAAAAGGUGGACUGCAUCUCUGUGAACUGUGAGCCAGUGAAGGCAACGAUUGAUGACCUCAUCCAGAGAUUGUUUGAUGUUCUCCUGAUGUCACUCAGGAAGUCCAUACAAGGCCAUACCCAGGACAUUGACAGUUUUGUGACUGAGGCUAUGGAAACGUUGAUGUCUCGUCCGGAGAGUAUUGAUGAGAUAGGCGCGGCCAAUGCCAGACAUAGCCAGAUACAAGCCCGCAAACCUGAAAUCUUACCCCAGUUUCAGGCAGCAGAGGAGAAGAACCGCCUGCUGAGGGCUGUAGCAGGAGGAGGUCUGGACUCUCUGUCCUCCCUCAGGGCCAAGUGGGACAAACUGGAGCUCAUGAUGGAGAGCCACCAGCUCAUGAUCAAAGAGCAGGUGGCAGUGAUGCGUAGUAAUGCGGAGAGUCGUAUCCAGGCAUACAGGCUGGAGCUGGACAGGUUCAGGGCUCGCUGGGACCAGCUAAAGCCCAAAGACGAGGUCAUAGACACGGGGGAUCAGGCAUCUCUGCUUGCCUGUGUCCAAACCAUCAGAGACAAGAGACAGGAGUUCCAGGAGCUGGAGGCCACACGCACACGCCUGCUUGAGGAUUGUGGUCACUUCGAGCUGGAGGCUCCAGACUUUUCCCUGGCAGAGGAGACCAUCCGAGACAUUGAGGAGUACGGCCAGAUGUGGUCUUUGUACGAGGAGUGGUACGAGGGCUUCCAGGAGAAGGCCAAAGAGGACUGGAUCACAUUCAGGAGUAAGACCUAUAUGUUUGAGGAGUUCCUGUUUGCAUGGCAGGACAGACUGAGGAAGCUGGAUCAACACACCAGCAUGUCUGUCAAACUGCAGAAAGAAGUGGACAAGUACAAGAGUGUGGUCCCAGUAUUGAAGUAUGUGCAAGGGGAACAACUGUCCCAGGACCACUGGUUGGAUCUAUUCCGGCUUCUGGGACUGCCUAAGGGCACCACCUUAGAGAGACUGACCUUCUGGGACCUGCUCAGUGUGGCUGACACCAUCAUUGACCGAGCUCUGGAGCUCAAAGACCUAAACAGCAGAGCUCAGGCAGAAGUGACCAUCAGAGAGGCUCUCAGAGAGCUGGACCUGUGGGGUGCUGGAUCGGCCUUCACCCUCACCGAGUACACAGAUAGUGCGGGACACACAGUAGCGCUCAUCAAGGACUGGAAGGACAUCGUCAACCAGGUUGGUGACAACCGCUGCCUGUUGCAGUCUCUGAAGGACUCUCCAUACUACCGCGGCUUCCAGGACAAGGUAAGUCUGUGGGAGGUGCGUCUAACUGAUCUGGAUGAGUAUCUGGUCAGUCUGAAUACCAUCCAGAGGCGCUGGGUCUAUCUGGAGCCCAUAUUUGGACGGGGCGCCCUGCCCAGGGAACAGUCCCGCUUCAAACGGGUUGACGAGGACUUCAGGUCCAUCAUGGCUGAUGUACAGAGAGACAACAGAGUGACGUCUCUGAGUUCUCGGGCUGGAAUCAGAAACUCCCUCACCACUAUCCUGGACCAGCUCCAGCGCUGCCAGAAAGCGCUCAAUGAGUUCCUAGAGGAGAAACGUUCUGCAUUCCCGCGCUUCUACUUCAUUGGAGAUGACGACCUGCUGGAGAUUCUGGGCCAGGCGACAAACCCCACUGUCAUACAGUCACACUUGAAGAAGCUGUUUGCUGGCAUCAGCAGUGUGGACUUUGAUGGGGACUUUCAACAUAUCGUGGCCAUGCGUUCCUUGGAGGGAGAGGUGGUCCCCCUCAGGAAUCUUGUUGGCAUCUCUAACAGCGUUGAGGUGUGGUUGGGGGAACUUUCUGCAGAAAUGAAGGAGACUCUGAAGCACCUUCUGUAUGAGUGUGUGUCAGCCGGGAGGAAAGGAGAGGUGGACCCUUCCCGUUACCCCUCUCAGAUCCUGUGCCUGGCAGAGCAGAUCCAGUUCACUGAGGAGGUAGAGAGUGCUCUGAGAAACAGCAGUCUGCACCAGCUGGAGGUGGAGCUCACUGCCAAGUUGGAGCACUACACCAACAUAGACACCAGCUCUGAGGAGAGUGGGAACACAGAGUCGAAUGUCUUGCAGCUGAAGCUGAAAGCUCUGAUACUGGACAUCAUCCAUAACAUCAGUGUGGUGAAGCAGCUGUGUGAGGCAGGGGUGACCAGCUCUGACGCCUGGGCCUGGAAGAAGCAGCUCCGCUUCUUCCUAAACAAGGACAAACGCUGCUCCAUUCAGAUGGUCGAUGCUCACUUCAGCUACACAUACGAGUACCAGGGUAAUGCUGCUAAGCUGGUCCACACCCCGCUGACCGAUAAGUGUUACCUGACGCUGACCCAGGCCAUGAUGAUGGGUCUGGGGGGAAAUCCCUAUGGCCCUGCAGGCACUGGGAAGACUGAGUCAGUCAAAGCCCUGGGGGGCCUGUUCGGACGACAAGUACUGGUCUUCAACUGCGAUGAGGGCAUCGAUGUGAAGUCUAUGGGCCGUAUAUUUGUGGGGCUGGUGAAGUGCGGAGCGUGGGGCUGCUUUGAUGAGUUUAACCGCUUGGAGGAGGCUGUGCUGUCUGCUGUGUCCAUGCAGAUACAAGCCAUCCAGAACUCCCUGAAAAACCACAGGACCAUCUGUGAGCUGCUGGGCAAGGAGGUGGAGUUGGACCCCAACUCAGGGGUUUUUAUCACAUUGAACCCCGCCGGCAAGGGCUACGGUGGGAGACAGAAGCUGCCUGACAACCUGAAGCAGCUGUUCAGGCCGGUGGCCAUGGCCCGACCUGACAACGAGCUCAUCGCCGAGGUCAUCCUCUACUCGGAGGGUUUCAAAGACGGGGAGAUACUGGGACGCAAGCUGGUCGCUAUCUUCAACCUCGCCAGGGAGUUGUUGACCCCCCAGCAGCACUACGACUGGGGUCUGAGGGCUCUGAAGUCGGUGCUGAGGGGCUGUGGAAGUCUGCUACAGCAGCAGAGGAAGGCGGGGGCCAAGAACACCGUCAUGGAGAGUAGUCUGGUGGUGCAGGCGCUGAGGUUGAACACCAUGUCCAAGCUGACGUUUGCAGACAGCAGCAGGUUUGAUGCCCUGGUCCGAGAUGUGUUCCCCUCGGUGGGCUUCACUGACGUGGAGGACCAGACCCUCAGCCGAGCACUGGAGGCUGUCUACGAAGAUGCACACCUAGAGCUUAUACCCAGCCAGAUGAAGAAGGCCCUGGAACUGUAUGAGCAGUUAAGGCAGCGUAUGGGAGUGGUGAUCGUGGGUCCCAGCGGGGCAGGAAAAUCCACCCUCUGGAGGAUGCUGCGUGCCGCCCUGGGCAGGACGGGCAGAGUGGUGAAGCAGUACACAGUGAACCCUAAAGCCAUGCCCCGACAGCAACUUCUGGGUCACAUCGAUAUGGACACCAGAGAGUGGGCUGAUGGGGUUCUGACAAACAGCGCCCGGCAGGUGGUUAGAGAACCACCGGAGGUGAGCUCUUGGAUCAUCUGUGACGGGGACAUAGACCCAGAGUGGAUUGAGUCGUUGAACUCGGUGUUGGAUGACAACCGCCUGUUGACCAUGCCCAGUGGAGAGAGGAUCCAGUUUGGACCCAACGUCAACUUUGUCUUUGAGACACACGAUCUCAGCUGUGCCUCGCCGGCCACUAUCUCAAGGAUGGGCAUGAUUUUCCUCAGCGAUGAAGACACUGAUGUGAAUGCGCUGGUGAAGUCGUGGCUGAAGGGGCAGCCGGACGAGUGUCGUGGGAACCUAGAGAACUGGAUGGGAGACUACUUCCACAGAGGCUUGGACUGGGUGCUCAAACAGAAUGACUUUGUGUUGGACACCAGUCUGGUGGGGACUGUGUUGAACGGACUGUCUCACCUGAGUGGGGUCACGGAACGCGGUCAAUUUGUGGUCAGUCUCAUAAGGGGGCUGGGGGGGAACCUCAACUUCAAAUCAAGACAGGACUUUGCCAAGGAGGUGCUGGGCUGGGCCAGAGAGACCCCUCCUGACCCUAGGAAACCCCUGGACACCUAUUACGACUCCGGGUCCGGCCGGCUGUGCGCGUACACACUGGAGCGCCCUGAUGGCCUGGACGUAGAAGAGCUCACACACGCUCACACGCUGCCCGUCAUCCAGACCCCUGACAUGCAGAGGGGUCUCUACUGCUUCUCCCACUGGUUGUCCUCUCAGCACAGACAACCCUUCAUACUGGUGGGGCCUGAGGGUUGCGGCAAGGGCAUGUUGCUGCGCUAUGCAUUCUCGCGGCUGCGCUCCACCCAGGUUGCGGUGGUCCAUUGCAGUGCCCAGACGUCGUCCCGCCACGUUCUCCAGAAGCUCAGUCAGACCUGCCUGCUGCUCAGUUCCAACACGGGCCGGGCCUACAGACCCAAAGACUGUGAGAAUCUUGUCCUUUACCUCAAAGACAUCAACCUGCCCAAGCCUGACAAGUGGGGAACCAGCAACCUCAUUGCCUUCCUACAGCAGGUUUUGACGUACCAUGGGUUCUAUGAUGAGAACUUGGAGUGGGUGGGCCUGGAGAACAUCCAGGUGGUGGCAUCCAUGUCAGCAGGAGGUGCUGUGGGACGACACACACUCACAUCCCGCUUCUCCUCCAUAGUACGCAUCUGUGCCAUAGAUUAUCCGGACAGGGUGCAGCUCCAGACCAUCUAUAGUGCGUACUUGCAGCCUGUUCUCCAGAGGAGCCUUGGGAGCCAGGCAUCCUGGGCCAGCACUGGGAAAACACACCAGUUAGCAGGGUCCCUUGUACAGGUCUACGAACAGGUGAAGGCUAAGUUCACGGUGGAUGAUCACAGCCACUACCUCUUCACUCCCUGUAUUCUCACCCAGUGGGUUCUCAGCCUGCUGCGAUACGACCUGACCGCAGGUAAUUGUAACAUUACAGACUCUGUGCUGGAGGUGGUGGCCUAUGAGGCCAGGAGGCUGUUCAGGGAUAGGCUAGUCUCCUCUAAAGACAUACACUCCUUUGACAACAUCCUCUCCUCCGUCAUCCGAGGGGACUGGGGCUCGGAUGCACUCGACAACAUGACUGAUGGGUUCUAUGUAACAUGGGGAGCAUCUGAGGGUGGGGGAGUGAUGGCCCCUGGUCAAUGUCUGCCCCCCCAUGGUAAAUCUCUGGGAUGCCUCGACUCUGCUGACCUCCGCCAGGUUAUACACAAGGCAGUGGUGCUGUAUGGUCGUGACAACAGGGAGCUGGACCUGCUGUUGUUCUGGGAGGUGUGUGACUUCGUGGCUCGCGUGGACCGGGUCCUGAGCCGCCCGGGGGGGUCCCUACUGCUGGCCGGUCGCAGCGGGGUGGGCCGACGCACCGCCACCUCCCUGGUCUCACACAUGCACGGACACACGCUGUACACACCUAAGAUCUCCCGUGGAUACGGGGUCAAACACUUCAACAAUGACCUGAAGGCCGUCAUGCAGCUGGCUGGUCUGGAGGGCCGACAGGUGGUGCUGUUGUUGGAGGAUUAUCAGUUUGUCCACCCAUCCUUUCUUGAAAUGGUCAAUAGUCUGCUCUCCUCUGGUGAGGUUCCAGGCCUGUACUCCCCUGAGGAGUUGGAGCCCCUCCUCUCAUCCCUCAAGGACGCAGCUUCCCAAGACGGCUUCACUGGUCCCCUCUUCAACUACUUUGCCUAUCGAAUCCAGCAGAACCUACACAUAGUGUUGAUCAUGGACUGUACUAACUCGAACUUCACCAUUAAUUGUGAGAGCAACCCAGCGCUUUACCGCAAGUGUUCUGUCCAGUGGAUGGAGGGGUGGUCUGAGAGCAGCAUGAGGAAGAUUCCUGAGAUGCUGCUGGCUAAGAUGGAAGGACAGGUGGAGAAGAGUGGAGGAGAGAAAGGGCCUAAGGGGAAAGGGUUGGCAGUGUCAGGUCAGGGUGAUCUGUGUCGGUCCUUCCUGAUGAUCCAUGAGUCGUGUAGUGAGCAUGGAGCCACUCCCAGCCAGUACAUGGCCUUCCUGCAUGUCUACACCUCCAUCUUCAGUAGAAAACAGAGCCAGCUCACACUCAGACAGCAACACCUACAGGCGGGCGUGUCUAAGCUGAACGAAGCAAAGGCAUUGGUGGAUGAGCUGAAGAGGCGUGCCGCUGAGCAGAGCAUUCUACUGAGGACCAAACAGCAGGAGGCAGACUCCGCCCUGCUGGAGAUCACCACCUCUAUGCAGAAUGCCAGUGACCAGAAGACUGAGAUGGAGAAGAUAAAGGGGAAGAUUGCUCAGGAGGUGUCAAAGUGUGAAGAGAGGAAGGGAAAAAUAGAUGAUGAACUAAAAGAAGUGCAGCCACUGGUGGAGGAGGCCAAGCGGGCCGUAGGGAAUAUCAAACCAGAGUCUCUCUCCGAGAUCCGCUCACUGAGGAUGCCCCCCGACGUCAUCAGAGACAUCCUGGAGGGAGUGCUACGACUCAUGGGCAUUUUCGACACCUCCUGGGUCAGCAUGAAGAGUUUCCUGGCUAAGAGGGGUGUAAAAGAGGACAUAGCAACGUUUGAGGCAAGGAACAUCAGUCAUGAGAUCCGCCAGAGUGUGGAGGAGCUGCUUACAAGAAACAAGACCUCCUUCGAUCCUAAGAAUGCUAAGCGCGCGAGUGCCGCUGCCGCCCCGCUGGCCGCCUGGGUAAAAGCCAACAUCCAGUACUCCCAUGUCCUGGAGAGGAUACAGCCCCUGGAGAGGGAACAGGCUGGACUGCUGGAUAACUUGAGAAAGACGGAGAGUCGAAAGACUAAACUGGAAGAGCAGCUCAACUCUGUAGGGGAGAAAGUCAACGAGCUGAAAGAGAAGUUCCAGUGUCGUACUACAGAAGCGGCCAAGCUGGAGGCUGAGGUCAGUAAGGCCCAGGAGACCAUUCAGGCUGCAGAGCAACUCAUAAACCAACUGGACGGAGAACACACACGCUGGAAUGCCCAGGUGGCUGAGAUCACUGAGGAGUUGGAUACGUUGCCUAAGAGAGCGAUGCUAGCAGCGGCCUUCAUCACAUACUUGUCUUCUGCUCCAGAGGACAGGAGACGGAAAAGCCUGGAGACAUGGAUGACGGCUUCAGGACUGGAGAAGUUUGACCUGCGCCAGUUCCUGUGCUCUGAGAGCGAGCAACUGAUCUGGAAGAGUGAAGGCCUGCCCUCAGAUGACCUGUCAAUGGAGAACGCCCUAGUCAUUCUGCAGAUCAAUGCAAUCAAGUCUCUGAGUGUUGCGUGUCCGUUCCUCAUCGACCCCUCAUCUCGAGCUACUGAGUGGCUUCGUACUCACCUGAAGGCACACCGCCUGGAGGUCAUCAACCAGCAGGACGCUAACUUCAUCACGUCCCUGGAGCUGGCUGUGCGUUUCGGUAAAACCCUGAUCAUCCAGGAGAUGGAUGGAGUGGAGCCCGUCCUCUACCCCCUACUGAGGCGAGACCUGAUCGCUCAGGGUCCGCGCUACGUGGUCCAGAUAGGCGAUAAGGUGAUCGAUUAUAACGAGGACUUCCGCCUGUUCCUGGCCACGCGUAACCCAGCCCCCUUCAUCCCACCCGACGCCGCCUCCGUCGUCACGGAAGUCAACUUCACCACCACCAGAGCCGGUCUGCGGGGGCAGCUCCUGGCGCUAACCAUCCAGCAGGAGAAGCCGGAGCUGGAGACCCAGAAGACCCGUCUUUUACAGCAAGAGGAAGACAAGAAGAUCCAGUUAGCUACACUAGAGGAGUCGUUGUUGGAGACUCUGGCCACAGCCCAGGGGAACAUCCUGGAGAAUAAGGGCCUGAUUGACUCUCUGAACCAGACUAAGACUAGCAGCGCCCUCAUACAGGAUUCACUGAGGGAGUCACACAGGCUGCAGACCUCUCUGGACCAGGAGCGUGAUGCAUACCUGCCAUUGGCUGAGACGGCCAGUAGGAUGUAUUUUGUUAUAACGGACCUCUCCAGGGUCAACAACAUGUACCGCUUUAGCCUGGCGUCCUUCUUACGCCUCUUCCAGAGAGCCCUGCAGAGCAACAAGGAGGCUCAGACCACGGAGGCCAGGAUAGCAGCUCUGGAGGCCAGCCUGAAGAGCAUGGUGUACGAAUAUGUCUGCCGCUCGCUCUUCAAGGCGGACCAGCUAAUGUUUGCCAUGCAUUUUGUCCGAGGGAUGCACCCAGACCUCUUCCAGGAGAAUGAGUGGGAUGCCUUCAUUGGCCUUAUUGUAGGGGACACAGUGAGAAAGGCGGAUACCCACAAGUCUUUGCGGGAGCAGAUUCCUUCCUGGAUCGAUCAAGAGAGACUUGGUGCUGUAGCCAUGUUAAAGAGUACCUUCCCGGGCCUGUACCAAUCGCUGUGUCUGAGUGAUUCAGACCUUUGGCUCUCGUUCUCACGGAGCUCCACCUGUGAACAGGAAGUCCCGCCCUCUGUUGCCAAGAAAAUCACACCCUUCCAGCAGGUGUUACUGGUUCAGGCCAUCAGGCCAGAUAGACUACAGAGCACCAUGGCUACCUUUACCUCUCAAGCACUUGGAAUGAAGGAGUUGUCCCCCCCUCCCCUGAACCUCAGGAGGUUAUAUGGUGAGACUCUGGAGAUCGAACCGGUCCUCAUCAUCAUCUCAGCUGGCGCGGACCCCUCCCAGGAACUACUGGAGCUGGCCUCCGAGACCGUCGGACGGGACAACUACCAAGAGGUGGCGAUGGGGCAGGGACAGGCCGACGUGGCCUUGGCCUCCCUGAGAGACUGUUCCCGCAGCGGCAACUGGCUCUGCCUCAAAAACCUCCACCUGGUCACUGCGUGGCUGCCACUGCUGGAGAAGGAGCUGAACGUUCUGCAGCCCAAGGCAGGCUUCCGUCUCUGGCUCACCGCUGAGGUCCAUCCCAGGUUCCCCUCAAUUCUGCUCCAGUCCAGCCUCAAGAUCACCUACGAGGCACCUCCUGGUCUAAAGAAGAACUUGUUGAGGACCUAUGAGUCGUGGACCCCCGAACAGAUCAGUAAAGGGGGUCUGCUGCCCAGAGCCCAGUCUCUCUUCUGCCUUGCAUGGUUCCACGCAGUCUGCCAGGAGAGACGAAACUACAUUCCCCAGGGUUGGACUAAGUUUUAUGAGUUCUCACUCUCUGACCUGCGCGCUGGCUUCGAGAUCAUCGACCGCUUGUUUGAAAGCGGCAAGGCGUUCCAGUGGGAGUUCGUCCACGGCCUGUUGGAGAGCGCCAUCUACGGAGGCCGAAUAGACAACCCAUGUGACCUCAGGAUCCUGCGCUCCUACCUGGAGCGCUUCUUCUCCUCGCGCCUCCUAUCUCCCUCGGCCAGUCAAGGUCACCGGAGCAGGAGUUCCCACCCCUUCCCAUCACAGAUCGGCCUGCCCAACUCCUGCUCCAUACUGGACUACCGCGGUGUGAUAGAGAAUCUUCCAGAAGAUGACCGGCCAGCGUUCUUUGGCCUGCCUGCCAACAUCGAACGUUCCUCCCAGAGAAUUACCAGCUGUCAGGUAAUCUCCCAACUGAGGAUUCUGAGCCGCUCGGUCGCUGCUGGGUCAAAGUUCGACCGAGAGAUCUGGUCCAACGGCCUCUCUCCUGUGCUCAACCUGUGGAAGAAACUCAACCAGGGCUCAUCUCUGAUCCAUCAGAAGGUGGCCCCGCCCACAGAAGGUCAGGGGUCACCUGUCGUGUCCUUCAUCGUUUUGGAACAGUUUAACGCCAUCCGAUUGGUGCAGGGGAUCCAUCAAUCCCUGGCGGCGCUGAGUAAGGUGAUCAGGGGGACCUCGCUGCUCACUGCUGACGUCCACAAACUGGCCACCGCUCUGCUUAACCAGGAGUGUCCGCUGAGCUGGCAGAACAAGUGGGAGGGGCCGGAGGACCCCAUGCAGUACCUGAGAGCUGUGGUGGCGCGUACUGUUGCCAUACAGAGUUGGGUGGAGCGCGCAGAGACACAGGGACUGCUGUCUGACAUUCUGGACCUGUCUGAACUCUUCCACCCUGAUACAUUCCUGAACGCCCUGCGCCAGGAGACCGCCAGGUCAAUGGGCUGUUCCAUGGACAGUCUGAAGUUCGUGACAUCCUGGAAAACUCCUGUUGCUGAGGCUAAACUCCAAGUCAAGGUGGGUGGUCUGCAGUUGGAGGGCUGUAGUUUUGACGGCACUCGUCUGUCUGAAAACCAGCAUGACUCGCCCACUGUGUCCGCCGUACCUGUCUGCUACAUGGCCUGGAUAGCACAGAAUUCCCAGAUCAGCUACAGUCCCGAGGAGGUCAUCUCGCUGCCUGUGUACACCAGCUCUGAACGGGUCCGGGUGGUCGGUCACGUUACGCUGCCCUGCGGAGGAAACUCGGACCAGUGGAUCCAGAGUGGUGCCGCCCUCUUCCUCAAACAGCAGUGAGGCGGUUAAGGCCAGGUGGCUGGCCAGAAAGAGAGAUCCUGGUUUUGACUGGGUUACUGGAGUGAUGAAGAGAAGCGAACCAUGUUUCUAAGGAAAGUUGAAUGGCAGGCUUCACCACAGGGGUUGGUUGUUAUUUUGAAAGUGACGAAAGUAUGUGAUUCAAUUUGUAAAGCAUAUGUUAUUUUGCAGUUGAAAAGCAUAAAUUAUAUUGUUGAGAUGUAGCAGUGUUUGAUGGGUUAUUUUUUUUACUCUUCAUUAUCAUCAAAAUAUUUGAAUGUGUCUUUGCAUUGUAUUUCAAAUGCAUUCUAAAAUAAAGCUCUAUUUAGCUAUUA
Messenger RNA from Esox lucius (northern pike), 13478 nucleotides. RefSeq names its product cytoplasmic dynein 2 heavy chain 1 (gene dync2h1). Gene Ontology annotation, cellular component: dynein complex. The record is from RefSeq and is a predicted model, not a curated record. Gene Ontology annotation, biological process: microtubule-based movement. The transcript is spliced from 91 exons. NCBI's taxonomy places the organism in Eukaryota, Metazoa, Chordata, Actinopteri, Esociformes, Esocidae. Bases 193 to 13146 code for a protein of 4317 amino acids. Gene Ontology annotation, molecular function: dynein intermediate chain binding; dynein light intermediate chain binding; ATP hydrolysis activity.